CAUCAUAUUUGCCUAGAGCUAUUGUAGAUUCAUGUACUUGAAAUUAUAAUUUCUCCAUUUGCCUCGGCACCACCAUCAUUAUCAAACACAAUCGCAAAGUGGCGAGGAGAGUGAAAGUUUCACUUGUUCUCGUGUACUGUAACGAUUACUUGUCUUAUAUCUGCGCCACCAACAACAUAAAGGAAAGCUUGCCACGUAUUCUCCGAUUUUCCCUCUCCUUCUCUUCCUCCAUUACCGCAUAAUACAUUCAUCUUUCUUGCUCUAUUUAUAAUAACACAAAAUUGGGGAAAAAAAGCACAGAAACGGCUGUAUUUUGACUAUUGCUGCGAAACCCUGAAUCGGAAUGCCCCCCUCAAUUGGUGGGGCCCCCAAAAUUGCAAUCUUUUUCGUUGCUGAGACACUUUAGUUUCAAAUUCAAUCCAAUUGAUCAAAAUCACAAGGGUUUUUUUUUAUAUUCGGGUUUGUGAUGACUCACAAUGCCGGCCAUGGCGAUCUCAGGCUGGUGGGAGAUUACGUGAAAUUGGAGGUUGGCGUGGGCGGUGGUGGUGGUGGUGGUGGGGCCCAGUGCCUCAAGGCGGUCUCGCCUUCUUGCGGCGGAGGCGGCGAAUGGCGGUGGCUGUUGUGGUGGUGGGCCAAGCUGCUACUGGUGUCGUUGUUUAUUGCGGUGUUGCUUGCUGUUUUCUUGAAAUGGAUCGGACCCUUCGUCAUGUACAAGGAGAUCAUCCCCUUAAUUAAUUGGGAGAGAGAAUCGUUCAGCACCAAGCACCUAGCACUUUUAAUCUUUGCUUCUCUGACAAUAUUCCCAUCCGUCCUUUUGCCUUCUUCACCGUCUAUGUGGCUUGCUGGGAUGACUUUCGGAUAUGGUUAUGGUUUUCUGCUGGUCGUUGGAGGAGUCAUAUUUGGUGUCUCUCUUCCGUAUUUCAUUGGUUCACUAUUUUACCAUAAAAUCCAACUGUGGUUAGAGAGAUAUCCUAAACGAGCUUCGGUGAUAAGAUUGGCUGGCGAGGGAAGUGUGUUUAAUCAGUUCAGAGCUGUAGCACUUAUUCGGAUUUCUCCUUUCCCCUACAUCAUAUAUAAUUACUGUGCCGUAGCCACAGAUGUCAAGUUUGGUCCCUACUUGUUAGGGACCCUCGUGGGGAUGGUGCCAGAAAUAUUUCUUACACUUUACACUGGAAUUAUCAUACAAACUUUAGCUGAUGCUACGGAUUAUCAGAGAACCAUGUCAGGUUCUCAGAUUCUGUUCAACAUUGGGGGCUUCUGCAUCACUGCGGCAGCAACAGUGCUCGUCACAUUGUACGCGAAAAAGCGACUGAAAGAACUGCAGAUGGAAGAGGUGCUAGUCUUGCAGUAAUAACUCAUAUGUCAUGUGGCUAGGUUAUUGCUUUCUAUUGCAAUUAUUCACCCCCGUAGCUAUACACGAACUGUUUCAUCGUCUGGUGAGUUUAUAAGUUGGCUCCUCAUGCCGGGAGGGGAAAAGGGAGUUAGGCAUCACAACCAAUGACAUCGAUUCUUGCUUCCUUCCUUACCCUCCUCAUUAUGAUCUGUACAUAGUCCCCGAUCUCGGCCUUUUAAGGUUAUGUUACAAGAAGCCAUGCAUUACUACCUUGGCUAUAUGAAUUCGAAUAAAAGGAUAUAUAUGGCUGAGUUCAUGUAAAUCUAUGCCUUAAUUAUGUUGUUUAGAA
Salvia splendens (bonfire salvia) is the source of this 1682-nucleotide messenger RNA. Its product is annotated as transmembrane protein 64. NCBI's taxonomy places the organism in Eukaryota, Viridiplantae, Streptophyta, Magnoliopsida, Lamiales, Lamiaceae. The transcript is spliced from 4 exons. The coding region runs from base 467 to 1351 and encodes 294 amino acids. The record is from RefSeq and is a predicted model, not a curated record.